AGUAUAAGUUUUUAUUUUUGUUUUGCAGCGUUUGCAUAAUAUUUGCACAAAUAAUAUUACAUUUUGUACAUAAUAUAUCCCGUUCUUUUCAAGUUCUCAAGUUGCUUUUUAAUUUCGGUUGUUUUUCGAUCGACGAUGCAGAGGCUUGUUUUAGUGCUUCUAGCACUCUUUGUUGUCGAAGCGGCAACAAUAAGUGAUAGCACGUCGAGUGAGGCUGAACUUCCGCCGUUAGAUUCCACCACAAUCCCACCCAUCAGCUCCACUUCACCGGAAGGGGUUGGAAUUUUGGGAGCAUUUGACCCAAAUCCCUAUCCUGUGAUCGAUUCUUAUCCUCAAAGUAAAACCGUGAGGGUUGGUGACUUUGUGGAUAUAAAAUGUAGUGCAUCGGACACAGCUGAUCAUUUACCAAACUGGCCAAAACAUGAUUUGACUUUGAGUCUGAUCUACGAAGAUGAGCCCAGUAGGGAUUUGAGUAGCACUGAACACAACUGGUGGGUGGAUGAGUCUAAGAGCACAAAAUCCCGACCAAGUCCAAAGGGAAGAAUCGACAUCACUGAAGUAGCAGAAGUCUACGUGUACAAGACGUCUGCUGAGAAAAGUGACCAAGGAUGGUACCGGUGCAGGGCUUGUAUCUACCUUGGAAGUGAUUUACAAUCUUGUGAUAUCAGCCUUGCCAAGUUCUAUGUAAAAGUCUUGAAACGUCAAGGAGCGCCAGAUGAGCCUAAUCCCCGUAGGGAAGAACAGGGCUCUAGCUCAUCAUCGCCAACGGUGAUACCAACCGGGGGACCAAAUGUGAAUUACGAAAGUCCUCGAUCCUCAUGUCAGGUCUUCGGGGACCCUCACAUUGUCUCAUUCGAUGGGGCGAUCUUCAAUCUCCCUGGUGCAAGUUGUGACUACGUCAUGGCUUUAGACCAAGAUGCCGGUACCUGGUUUAUGUACGGCAGAAUGAGACCAUGCGGUAGCCUCGCCCAGGGAGUAUGUCUGGAAUCGGUCACUGUAUACGCUGGAGGGGACGCGAUUGAGCUGCAGAGAGGAUGGAUAGUGAACCACAAGGGGAAAAAGAUGGAGACAAGGGACCUGACUAAGCCCAUCAAAGUAGGAGAAUUUGAAUUGGAGUUUAUAGGAAACACUUUGAAAGUUUCUCUCUUGCUGAAGGUGGAGAAGACGCACGGGUUCAAGAUACUGCACCACCUGGUAUUAACAUGGGACGGACUCACCGCAGUAACGAUAGAAGCUCCUCAAACCGCCCUAACUCAGGGACUGUGCGGAAACAACGACCAGGACCCAGCCAACGACUUUGAUGUUUGGGGAACCUCCAACGCUGAUCUGCUAUUGUUCUCGGAGAGUAUGAAAGUGGACAGGAACUGGAAAUGUGACGCGGGAGAACCUGCCCUUACCAUGGACCAGAUGAAGGAACUUUGUGGAGCUAAGAAAUUCUCUAAAGCUCAACAGCGAUGCGAGAAGAUCUUUACUACUACUGAGUUCAGAGACUGUCUGCACGACAAAGAGCCCUAUAUGGACGCCUGCAUCUACGACCAGUGCAAAGGAAUCCACCUUCAAAACAACCUCUACCCUUGGAUGGUAAUCCCCAAAGUUGACAAAGUUCUCUGGCCUGGUUGCAAUGCUGCAGAAGCCUACGCGAUGAAAUGUUCGACAGCAACAUGGGACGUGGACGGAAACAAAAUUGCACCUAUAGAAAUGGAAGCUUGGGAGACCGAAACCAGGCUAUGUCCCUCAAAGGAAGUGAAGAAGGCGAACGUACCAAAACUUGGCUGCCCACAGAGCUUCAUGUAGGACUACCGAUAAGAGGAAGUUUUUUACAAUCCGAAAUGUUUACAGCUGUUAGUGCUGCUGGUUUUUUAUAUUCAAGUCAAACAAUGAGGUCUGGUUGGGACUGUCUGAAAUAAUAUUAAAAAUGAUUUGUCCGAACCAUGUGUCCAAUGUUUCUCCUUUUAAUAGUGUUUAUACUUUAUAUAGUUAUAGUUCGAAAAUUUACGUGCAA
Messenger RNA from Bolinopsis microptera, 2002 nucleotides. RefSeq lists its product as uncharacterized. The coding region runs from base 136 to 1794 and encodes 552 amino acids. NCBI's taxonomy places the organism in Eukaryota, Metazoa, Ctenophora, Tentaculata, Lobata, Bolinopsidae. The transcript has 5 exons. Gene Ontology annotation, cellular component: extracellular matrix. The record is from RefSeq and is a predicted model, not a curated record.